Molecule: messenger RNA, 2040 nt
Organism: Triticum aestivum (bread wheat)
Lineage: Eukaryota; Viridiplantae; Streptophyta; Magnoliopsida; Poales; Poaceae
Product: ACT domain-containing protein ACR2
Exons: 9
Coding region: 501-1985 (494 amino acids)
Source: RefSeq, a predicted model, not a curated record
GCGACGCGGCGACUGAUCCCGGGAUCCCCGGAAACAGCACGGCGAAAUUCUGGAGAGCACCGAGCACCGCUCGUCACACGUGUCGCCGGCGGCAGAAGCCGCGCGGAUCUGGCGUGAGCCGCUGCGGCCAAGCCCAACCCGCAUACUCCCUUGUUGUUCGUCUCGCCGCAUAAACUCGCCCUCACCCGCCGCCGCCGGUCUCCCCCUUCUCCCGGUUUCAGCCGAGCCUCACGUUUUCCCGCACGGAUCAAACACGCAGAAAACCUAGCAUCCCUGCUUGCUAAUCCAGGAAGGCUGGGCGGAAACCACGCCCCCUUCUUGUUCGUCUUCUUCCCCCACUGCGUCUCGCCGCGGUACGGCCACAAUCUCAUUUUUCUUCUUCUUGCUUUUCACCUUCCAUUUGGUUAAAAUGCCCUGGAUUGCAUUUGAGGCCCGUGAAUGUUAUUACCAGUCUGUUUGACUCGAGGAAGUUUCAGUGAACUCAGCUAUACAGUACGUACAUGAGGAGAAUGGAUGUUUGCUGUGCCUACUUCGACCCGGAUUAUGAGAACCUCAACGAGAGGAUUUAUGGGACAAGGGUUAAUGUGGACAACGAGUCAUGUGGUAAAUGUACUAUUGUUAACGUAAACAGUCGAAAUGACCAUGACCUCCUACUUGAAGUGCUCCAAGUUUUGAUUGGCCUCGAGCUGUCGAUCGCAAAAUGUUACAUAUCAUCUGACGGCGGAUGGUUUAUGGACGUUUUCCAUGUGAGAGAUCAGGAAGGAAACAAGGUUUACAGCAAGAAGGCCAUAAACUAUAUAGAGCAGGCAAUAUGUACUAGAGAUUCUCCGAGGUUCACAGUGACGAGAUCGAAUGAGCUUGCGUCCAGACCUGAUGUUGCCGCGCACUAUACAGGAAUUGAGAUGAUUGGCCACAACCGGCCUGGAAUUUUCUCCGAGAUAUCUGCUGUUCUUGCUGAGCAGGGGUGUAAUGUUAUGGAAGCGCAUGCUUGGAGCCAUAAGGACAGCUUAGCCUGUGUUGCAUUUGUGUCUGAUGAAUCAACAUCAUCCCCCAUCAAUGAUCCGAACCGCUUAGCCUCUAUUCAGGACCAUCUUGGUACUGUUCUUGGACCUGACACAAUGGAUGAAGAUGGGCGUAGUGCAAGAGCUCAUAUGCUUGGGGCUGAUGGCCUGACAAGUCAUCCUGAUCGUCGGUUGCACCAGCUAAUGUUUUCUAGUAAAGAUUUUGAUGGACAUCCAGGAAAGGCAUGUACUGCCUUCCCAAUGCUUAGUUUGGAUGGUUACAAAAAGGGCAGGAGGACAGUGGUCUCUGUUGAUCGGUGCAAUGAGAAAGGAUACUCAGUUGUAAAUGUGGAAUGUGUCGACCGGCCAAAGCUGAUGUUUGACACUGUGUGCACGCUUACGGACAUGCAGUUCAAUGUCUUCCAUGCCUCAGUUUCCUCCCGUGGGCCUUUUGCCUGUCAGGAAUACUACAUCAGGCACAGGGAUGGACAUAUUCUAGACACUGCAGAUGAAAGAUGCCUGGUUGUGAAAGGUGUGAAAGCUGCAGUCGAGCGUCGAACUUGUGAGGGUGUGAAGCUGGAGCUAUGCACGGAGAACAACGCUGGUCUCCUCUCUUACAUCACUAGGGUCCUCCGGGAGAACGGGUUAACCGUUAGACAGGCUGACAUCGCGAUGGAAGGCAACAAGAUGAAGAACACGUUCUACGUGCAAGGCAUCUCAGACAACAAGAUAGACAUGGAUGUCGUCGAGUCUGUCAGGAGGGAGCUAGAUCCCCUGCCCUUCCAGGUGAAGGAUGAUGCGCUUCUGUCCCCGGGGCAGCUGGAAGGCGAACCAGCGGCUGAGAGAAACGUCUUCUGCAUCCUUGGCCUGCUGAGGUCGAAGAUAGAGAGCCUGUCAUGGUUUCAUCUCCUCCGGGAUGACACAUCAUUUUGGUACUUGAAGAGUUGGAAUAUCAAUUCGGAUCAAUGGGAAGACAUGCGUUGAUUGGCCGAUACGGUCGUUGGUACAAGCUUCAACAUGUGCACUGCUCUUUUGUAUG